CGCACCAGUCGACCGGUCAGAUCUGCGGCUCAUUCCGCCGGCGUGCGAAAUCUAUAACGGUGGAGAUCGGUCAUCGGACGCACUACUCGAUCACUCGAUCGGUCAGAAGCCCCGAGGGAGAUAUCUUGGAACAGCCAUGAUCUCGCAGCUGGGACGGAUUAGCAUCAUGAGCGCCGUGCUUUUGGCAUUUGCGGCCCUCGUGCUUGCCAGCAGCUCGGAGAAAACCGAACUCGAUCCCAAUGCCACCUGCAACUACACGCUGGUGAAGAAGAAGACCUUGGGGGUGGAUCCCUCGUUCUGGAAGAAGUUCUUCAAGCAUCUCAUACCCUUCACCAGUUCGAGGGGCAAAAUGCAGUUCAUACUCUUCAAGCGGGACUUCGCGGACUGCGGAAGGGAACUGUUCGUGGGCGAUGUGGAAAACCUGAGGAACUCGGGCUUCGAUGCACGUCAUCAGACAAGGAUUGUCAUUCAUGGCUGGAUGAGUCAGAGCAAGGGUUCGCAUAUAAGGAAGGUUAAAAACGCCUACCUCAGCCUGACCAAUCCGGGACCCAAUGGAGAGCCCGCCCCCUAUGAAGACUUCAAUGUGAUCGUAUGUGACUGGAGCAAGACUUCCACGAACGUGAACUACUACGAGGUGGCCAAGACGGUGGAGGACAUGGGAGCCCUGCUGGCGGAACUGGUGCGCUAUCUGAACCAGGAGGCGAACAUGCACUACGAUGACGUAUACGUCAUUGGACACUCGUUGGGAGCGCAGAUCGCCGGCAGUGCUGGCAAGCAGAUAAUGCCAUAUCGAUUCAACACCAUAUACGCCUUGGAUCCGGCGGGUCCACAGUUCCGGGAGAAGAGCGACGAGUACCGAAUCGAUGCUAGUGACGCCUCCUACGUGGAGUCCAUUCAAACCAGCGUUAGCUUUGGCUUCGAGCAGCCCGUGGGACACGCCACCUUCUAUCCCAACUAUGGGAAGAAUCAGAAGAAGUGCUAUGUCUAUGGCUGUUCGCAUAAGAGAUCCCAUGACUACUUCAUAGAGUCGCUGACGAGUCCGGCGGGAUUUUGGGGACCGCGCUGCGAGCGGCACGAUGACGGCUCCUGGGUUCUCCUGAUGAGCGAUGGAGAGUUCCGGAUGGGCGGGGAGCCCUCGAUCCCCAAGAACGGAACCUUCUAUGUGAAGACCUACUCCAAGCCACCCUAUGCCAUGGGCCACAGGUGGCAAACGGAACCGCCUCCGCGGGAAGAUGAUGUUGAGAACUCCACGGAAGAGUAGGAUAUUAGUGAAUAUGUGUACAUGUGUUGAUGAAAUAUAAGUUUGGUAUUUAUAAUUGGUUAA
Molecule: messenger RNA, 1324 nt
Organism: Drosophila mauritiana
Lineage: Eukaryota; Metazoa; Arthropoda; Insecta; Diptera; Drosophilidae
Product: phospholipase A1 VesT1.02
Exons: 3
Coding region: 137-1261 (374 amino acids)
Biological process (GO): lipid metabolic process
Molecular function (GO): lipase activity
Source: RefSeq, a predicted model, not a curated record